AUGCCUCGAAAUGGAUCUGAUAUACGAAGACGAACCAUGCAACGAAAACGGAUAAUGCACUUUGGAACAUGGAACGUACAAGGUAUCUCCAGAAAAAUGGACGAAGUACUAUAUGAGAUAAAUAAAUUAGAAAUUGACCUAGCAGUAUUAACUGAAAUCAAGAAAAAAAGUCAAGGAUCAGAGAACUUAGGAAUGUAUGAUUACUUUUAUAGCGGUGUUCCAAAAGAAAAGAGAGCGGGCCAGGGAGUGGCUAUUUUGAUACAUCGGAAACAUAGAAAAUACAUUACAACCUGGGAAGGAAUCAGCGAAAGAAUUAUUAAGAUUAAUAUGAAUAUUCGAGGAUAUAGAUUAACAAUCAUUGGAGUAUACGCAGUAAAUGAUGAUUCACCAACAGCUUCAAAAGAUACAUUCUUCCAACAGUUGAAUGAUGAGAUUAUAAAAACCGGAAAAACGAGAGAAAUAUUUUUGUUGGGGGACUUAAAUAGCCGCACCGGAAAAAGUGAUAAUGAUGUUACUAUAGGAAAAUAUGGAGAAGAGACGCUCAAUAACAAUGGAGAAAGACUAAUUGACAUGUGCAAACAGAAUAACUUAAGAAUUCUCAAUGGAUUUUAUCAACAUCGUAACAUACACAAAUAUACGUGGACACAAGACACAAAAAAAAUAAGAUCUAUCAUAGAUUACGUAAUUACUAAACAAAAAACAAAAAUACAGAUUCAAGACGUAAGGGUAUAUAGAGGGGCGAUAUGCGGUAGCGACCACCACCUCCUAAAAGCGAAAAUAUUUCUACCAUAUAAACGAGAAAAAAUAGAAUAUAAAGAAAUAGAAAAUGUAACGAAAGAAAUUGAAGAGAGAAGGUACAACUUAACAGCGCUCGAGGACCCAGCGUGCAAAUGUUAUACAGAAAAAGAUUAG
This is a messenger RNA of Sitophilus oryzae (rice weevil), 912 nucleotides long. RefSeq names its product craniofacial development protein 2-like. Bases 1 to 912 code for a protein of 303 amino acids. Gene Ontology annotation, biological process: base-excision repair. NCBI's taxonomy places the organism in Eukaryota, Metazoa, Arthropoda, Insecta, Coleoptera, Curculionidae. The transcript has a single exon. Gene Ontology annotation, cellular component: nucleus. The record is from RefSeq and is a predicted model, not a curated record. Gene Ontology annotation, molecular function: phosphoric diester hydrolase activity; DNA-(apurinic or apyrimidinic site) endonuclease activity; double-stranded DNA 3'-5' DNA exonuclease activity.